This is a messenger RNA of Passer montanus (Eurasian tree sparrow), 3667 nucleotides long. RefSeq lists its product as uncharacterized. Bases 239 to 2197 code for a protein of 652 amino acids. The transcript is spliced from 14 exons. NCBI's taxonomy places the organism in Eukaryota, Metazoa, Chordata, Aves, Passeriformes, Passeridae. Gene Ontology annotation, molecular function: protein binding. The record is from RefSeq and is a predicted model, not a curated record.
UCACGGUCCUGUGCACGCCGUUCGUGCACAUCCCUACGGACAGGGCGAGCGCUCGCCCACACUCGCCCCGUGUGUACCUGCGGCGGGGCCGGCACCCAAGAUCUAUGACACAUUUCCCAAAGCCCGUCCUAAUACACCCAGAGAUAAACGCGUGUUUGUUUUGCACGCGUGUCUCAUAUUUGCGGGCUCUGCCUAUGCAAUGCGUGGAAUUUAUACAUCUGUGCAGACCAAUAGGUAAAUGUGUCACUGUGCUACACCUGUGUACACCAGCGCCUGUGCUUUCUGUUUGAGUACACGUACACCUGUGUGUGUGCGAGGCUCCCCCCGCCCGUGGGGCCGGGCUGCUCCGCACUGCUCCUGGGGCGGGGCCCGUUCCCCAUUCCUGGUUCCCGGUUCCCCGUUCCUGUUCCCGGUUCCCCAUUCCUGGUUCCCGGUUCCUCGGUUCCCGGCUCCCAUCCAGCCCCCGUCGCGGGAUCACCUGGCCCUGGGUGACGGCGAGUCCAUGGCCAGGAAGGAGCCGCUGCUCAGCGCCCUUAAAGGUGAGCCUGGGGCCCCCCGACACCUGUGCGAGCUUCUCCGGGCAGCGCUCCGGUACCGGUCCGACCGGACGGACGGCGGGGCCGCGCUGGGGCUCCCCGGGCCAGCCCCGCCGCCCGACCUUGGCUUGGAGGAACUUCACCCGAGUUCCUGCCCAGCGCGGCGGCGGCAGCCGGGUCGGGCCGUGCCGUGCCGUGCCGGGGUACCGGAUCCCCCCGCGGGGUCGCGCAGAGCUGUCCCCCGGUCCCUGUCCCCUUUCCCCGGGUGCCGGACCCCCCCGGGGGCAGUGCAGAGCUGUCCCCCGGUCCCUGUCCCCUUUCCCUGCUGGGCACCCACGGGUGCCGCCGCUCUCUGUCCGCCCCCAGGAGCGGUGCUGCGGCUGCGGGAGGGCGGCGGUCCCUGCACGGACGCCUCGCCGCACCUCGUGUCCCUCUGCCAGCUGCUGGAGAGCAUCCUGCGCAAGGGGCUGCGACAGCCGGCCUGGGGCUUCCGCAGGCGGGAUUACUGGCACUGGCUGGAGCAGCUCCCCGCGGGCACUGGGCCGAGCCCUCUGUCCGGCAGCAUCCGCAGGGCCGCGGGCUGCGAGCGGGCGCGGACGGCGCGGGGCCGCGGGCGCUGCUUCCUGCGCUCCGCCCUGCAGGGAAAGGCGCUCCCGGCGGCCGUGGGGCAGCUGGCACAGAGCCCCCGGCUCCUGGAGUUUUAUGAUCCAGGGAGCUCCAUCCUCGGCUGUGAAGAUCUCCGGGAGCCUUUCCUCUCGCUGCUGCUGGUGCUGACAGAGAUGGAUUUCUCCCUGGACCUGCAGAAUUGCAGCUUCUUGGACGAGAGCUGGCUGCUGCCGGUGUGCACUACUUACGAGACAGUCCCGUGCCGAGCACUGGGGAUGGUGCUCAGGUACGUGGACGGCCGAGUCUUUGUCACCGAGGUGCUCCCGGAGAGCCAGGCAGAGAUGGACGAGGUGGUGCUGGCCGGUGACAUCCUCGAUGAGAUCAACGGCUGCUCGCUGAGCUGCGCCUCCCCCGGGCAGGCCGGGGCUGUGCUGCAGAGGCUGAAGGGACAGCCGCUCACCUUGCGCCUGCUGCGCUGGCGGUGGCACCACGGGAGGGUCUUUGAGCCUCUGCUGCCCUACCUGGAGGCCCUGAAGGAGAAGGAGCCCCAGUUCCAGCUGCAGCACAGCCCCCGGCACAGGGGAGAGGGGGAGCCCCGGCUGCUGCAGGGGGGCAGGCUGCUCUACAACCUGCGGUUCCUGGGCCAGACCAGCGUUGGCACGUAUGGUGGCAAAGAGGUGCUGGAGGAGGCCAUCCCUGCCGUGCUGCAGAGGAACUUGGCAGCACGGGAGGUUUUAUUUGAUGUGAAGGAGGCAGAAGUCCUUGUGCAGGAGAAGGCUUCUUCCAAGCUGCUCUGCUGCCAUCCCUACCCCUCCAUCUCCUGCGUGGGACGCUGCACGUGGAGCCCCAGGAUCUUCGCCUUCUGCGUGGUCUCUUCCCCCGAGAGCCCUGACGGGAGCACGUUUGACUGCCUGGUGUUUGCAGCCAGUUCUGAGCAGGAAUGCGAGGAAAUCAUCGGCAGGAUCGGUAAGGGAAGGGGUUAUGGCUUCAGCUACCAUCAGUCACACCGUGGAAUACCAGGAAUUCUGUUCCGGUCUGCCACAUGCAGGAUCUGACUUAAUUCCCUCUGUUGAGGUUACUAAGAUGAAGAGAUAUUUCUCUGGUGUGGGAUUUUUUUUUUUAAGGACCACUAGACAAUGAUUUUAUUUUAAGAAACAGCUUCUAGGCAUACCCAGAUGCUUCAUUGUUUCCAGUAAGGACUUGGAGGAAAUACCGUUUUCAAGGGAUGUUAUUUUAAACAUACUUUUCUUGCAGGAGCUGAGGCUGCUACUGCAGCUCAGCACCAAAGCACGCAUUCACAAAAAAAAAUUCUGUGACUUGGAAUUUUUCAUUUUCAAUUGGCCUAAAUGCGAGCUGUGGGGUUCUUCCUGAAUUCCAUGGGCCACUGAGGAUUCUGAUGUUCCAUGGGGACAUUCCUGGCAGGCAGGGUCCCUGGAGAGACCCGCCCGGGUGAUUGACCCGAGAUCACUGAGCCCCACCUUUAGUGUGGGCUGGUGCUUAACUUUGUGUCUAAGUUGUGAACCUCAUUACUUUGUAUCAAAGGAAUCUUUUCCCCUGCAGCUUUAGCAAGUAAAAUAGGAAAACACUUGUUUAAAACCUAUCAUUUCAGAACAGGAUUGUGGCAGGACUCUGCGAGCCAGGGGCUGGGUUUGCUCCAAGUGCUUGGAGCAGUGUAGGACAGGGAGGUGAGGAAGAGGAGGAGGCUGUGUAGGAAGGUGGGUGAGCAGUGCCUGUUCCUCCAGCUGCAGGAUUUAAGCACACCGAGUGGUUUGUCUGAGGGAGGAGCACACCACGAGGCACCAGCAGCUGCCUCCCAGAGCGACUUGGGAUGGAAUUCCUGCUCUUCCUCACCAUCCUGGUGAGCUCCAAUUGACUCGAGUCUGGUGGGAACGGCUGCUGCUCUUCCCCAAGAACACCACAACACUUCCUUCCACUGGAAUAAAUCAAGCCAGGCUGGCUCAACCACUUCCCUGUGCUGCUGUCUGUGACAAGCCCAGCCUCACCUGCAGAGCCUGUUCGGGCAGGGCUGAGCAGCCGUGCCCUCCCCUCAUCAGGGUUAAUUAGUGCCCUCCCCUCAUCACUGUUAAUUACCCCGGGUCAGGCACACUCUGAGCACAGCUGAGGAACCCAGACCUGCCUUACGCCAAGGUUUGAGUUCAGUCACCUUCCAUCCAAAAGCCUGGAUGGGAAAUGAGGAUCUUGGAGCACGCACCCGUGUGCUGCCAGGGUGUAAAAGCAGCUGUGGCCCGUGCAGCUCCAGGACUGGCACAGCCCAAUCCCAGGGGAAUGCUCCCCCCACUGCUCAGGAACAGCCAGGUGGUUUUGCUUCAGUCAGUCAUAACUCCAAAAUAAACUCUCCCUGCAUCCACUGGAAAGGAAGAACGAACUGAAGAGCUCAGCUUGUGCCCAGAUUAGAGAAAAGCCCCCAAAAAGCCACUGCAGCCUCAGCCAGUCCUGGACCCUACACAGCCAUGGGGCUCCCCUCUCACUGGCCACAGCAAGGACUUGAGCUGCUCCAAAUCUCC